Messenger RNA from Geosmithia morbida, 2451 nucleotides. Its product is annotated as origin recognition complex subunit 3. The transcript is spliced from 5 exons. Gene Ontology annotation, biological process: DNA replication; DNA replication initiation. The record is from RefSeq and is a predicted model, not a curated record. Gene Ontology annotation, molecular function: DNA replication origin binding. The coding region runs from base 1 to 2451 and encodes 816 amino acids. Lineage: Eukaryota; Fungi; Ascomycota; Sordariomycetes; Hypocreales; Bionectriaceae. Gene Ontology annotation, cellular component: nuclear pre-replicative complex; DNA replication preinitiation complex; nuclear origin of replication recognition complex.
AUGGCCAGCGUAGCAACAGAGACAGUCAGACCGUUCAAGCCGGAAGAUCAUUCGGCUGCCUACAUUUUUGACCCUGAUGAUGAGAGCGACAAUGAGCGAGGCAGUCACAACCAGCAGCAGCCGCCGCAGCAGCAGCCGCAGCAGAGGCCAACCAAACGUCGUCGGGUAUCUGCCAAGCAAUCCGGGCAGACGGAUGAUGGGCAGCAGCAGGGCGAACCCAUCUUUGUGCCGCUGCUGAAUGGCGCCGAGAAGCCAGAGUAUGUGAAGCUGCGUGAGAAGCUAUACCGGGAAAGCUGGGCCGCCAUCGAGGAGCGCAUACAGAUCCCGUGCGCCUUCAUCACGACGGGCACGAAUAUCGACUCGCAGAAUCUCCUGUUCGACCAGCUGGCAGAGUACCUGCAAAAGUCGCCGCACACCCGGCUCGUCAGGUUGCGGUCCUCGGAGGCCACGUCGCUCAAGGCCACGUUGAAAAAGGUGAUUCGCGACGCGACGAACACGUCGUCGUCCCCGGAGCAGCAGACUGACGAGGAUGACGAUGACCUGCAAAUGUCCGGUGGGGACGGGAAUGGACAGCACGGCCGUCGUCGGUUCCUAGACUACGACCUCGAAGCGCUGCAUUUCUCUGCAAAGACGCAGGGGGCGGAGCAUGUGUUUGUGGCCUUUGAGGACAGCGAGGGGUUUGACAGUGCACUGCUGUCGGAUCUCGUCUCUCUGUUUAACUCCUGGCGUCCUCGCAUACCAUUUACGCUGCUCUUUGGUGUGGCUACGUCGGUCGAACUCCUCCAGGCACGACUGCUCAAGUCUGCCUGUCAGAAGAUUUACGGGGCACAGUUUGACGCUGUGCAGUCGGACUCGAUCCUGGAAGCCGUCUUCAGGAUUGCCGUUGCUGCCCAAGAUGUGCCGGUACGCAUAGGCGGGGCUCUGCUGCACAGCAUGCUCCAACGUCAGCAUGAGCAAGUAGCCGGUAUACAGGCCUUUAUCUCAUCUCUCAAGUAUGCAUACAUGUGCCAUUUCUACGCAAAUGCGCUGAGCACGGUUCCGUACAAUGUCGAUCACGGUCUGGCGCAGUUCCAGCCCGAGCAUGUGGAGGCCAUCCGCAACACCGCAUCCUAUCAGGGUCGGAUCGAGCAGAUGAUGGAGGACGCCGAGGAGGCAGGUGUGGAGGAUGUUGUGGGUCACCUAGAGAGGAUCGAGUCGAGCAUUCUGGAAUACGGCGAGGAAGACGGCAGCCGGGAGGAUGGCGAGGGAGGUUCACGGCCAGGCGCGGCGGGGAGGCGUCGGUGGGUGAGCUCGGCUCUGCGGACGCUGCUGGUGCUGCAGGCGGCCGGGGCGCUCAGGGGGGAGGACUUUCCGUCGUCGUACGCCGACGCCAUGACGGGUGGGAUCGUGGUCUCGGAGUCAUCAGCGCUAGCGGAACGAGUGCGACGGAUGGAUGACGAGGUGCUGGGGCGAUUCCUGGACCGGGCGGCCCACAUCUACGGAUCCGGCGAUGCAAGUCUGGGACUAGGGCCGUCGGUGGAGCCCGAGCACGAGGAGCUGCGAACGGCGCUGCAUGAGCUGGCAAGGGACCUGAGUAGUCUGCAGGCAGACGUGACGGCCAAGGCGAAAGCAGCAGGAGCAGCGGCAGCGUCGACGGGGGCAGACGGGGAGGGCACAGAAGGUGCAGCGGCGAAGACGGCGACCUCUACUGGUGCUGGUGCUGGUGCCGGUGCCGGUGCCGGUGCUGGUGCUGGUGCUGGUGCUGCUGCUACGCCGCUUCGAAGCAAGUACGUGGUGCAGCAAAACAAGAUUAUGCGAACGACGGUGAUCGCGCAGCGCGUACAGCUGAGCAAGGACUCGGCGGCUCUGAGUGAGGCGGACAAGGCCUUUACGGCGAUGGUGGACAGGACGACGCGGCUGCUGGCGGAGCGCCUGGGCGUCGGGGCGCCGCAGGACGUGUUCCUGUCCGAGUCGUGGAUGUACGAUUGCAGGUGGCCGUCCAGAGAGGUGCUGGUGCCCCGGCCGCUGGUGGUGUUUGAGAGGGCACUCAUCCGACCGCAGGAUUACCUAGGGUGCGCAUGCUGCAGCGGGGAGGAGGGUGGUGGUAGCGGUGGUGUUGAGCUGAAGGCGACGAUGCCGGCCACGUCGAUACUGUACCACCUCUACCUCGAGACCGGCAACCUGAUAAACGUGGCGGAUCUCUGGGAUGCCUUUUACGGGGUAGUUAGGCAGCAAGGAGAGCAGGAUCGGGGGGGGGGGGAGAAGGAGGGUGGUAAUGGUGGUAAUGGUGGCGGUGGUGGUGGUGGUGGUGGUGACAACGACGACGGCAACGACGACGACGACGACGACGACGACGACGAACGCAGAGUGCUGGUGCUCUUCUACCGAGCACUAGCUGAGCUCCGGUCUCUCGGGUUCGUCAAGGCCAGUAAGAAGAAGGUGGACCACGUUGCCAAACUAAAGUGGCUCUGA